GCCGGAGUCCAGCGCUUUCCGAGGGUCUACCUGGCAGCCCUUUCUCUCCAAAUGCUGGGGUGCUGGGGGCUGGCUCUGAACCUCCUCUCUACUGCCCACCAUGGCCUGGGGACUGCCCAGUGCUGCCAGCCUGGUGAACUUCUGCCAGAAGUUGAACCGGCUGAAGCCCCUGGAAGAGUCCACCAUGGAGACAUCGCCACCUCGCCACCUGUCCAUGCUGGACCUCACCCUGCUGGGCGUGGGGGGCAUGGUGGGCGUGGGCCUCUAUGUGUUCACGGGCCCUGUUGCCAUGGAGCUGGCCGGCCCGGCUGUGAUCGUGUCCUACGCUGUGGCCGCUGUGGCCUCCCUGCUGGCCGCCCUGUGCUAUGCAGAGUUUCGGGUCUGCGUGCCCCGCGGGGCCUCUGCCUACCUCUGCACCUACGUGUCCAUGGGUGAGCUGUGGGCUUUCCUCAUCGGCUGGGACAUGCUGCUCCUGCUCCUGAUCGGUGGCGCCACCGUGGCCCGGGCCUGGAGCAGCUACCUGGACACCAUCUGCGGAUACCACAUCAGCAACUUCAUCGAGACUUACCUGGGCAUCUGGCAGGUGCCCUUCCUGGCCCCCUACCCGGACCUCCUGGCUGCUGGCAUCCUCCUUCUGUCCUCCGUCUUCAUCUCCUGUGGAGCCCGCGUGUCCUCCCGGCUCAACCGCAUCUUCUCGGCCAUCAGCCUGGGUGUCAUCCUCUUCACCACCGUCCUGGGUUUCAUCCUGGCCCGCCCGGAAAACUGGAGCUCCCAGGAGGGCGGCUUUGCACCCUUCGGCUUCUCAGGCAUCAUAGAGGGCACUGCCAUCUGCUUCUACACGUUCAUGGACUUCCAUGCCAUCACUGCCUCCAGUGAGGAGGCUCGGAACCCACGGCGGGCAGUGCCCAUGGCCAUUGCCUUCUCGAUGGGCCUGGCGGCCACCGCCUACAUCCUGGUCUCCACCGUGCUGACCCUCAUGGUGCCCUGGCACAGCCUGAACCCAUACGCAGCCUUGGCCGACACCUUCUUCCAGCGCAGCUACAGCUGGGCUGGCUUCAUCGUGGCGGCUGGCUCCGUCUGUGCCAUGUUUACCGUCCUGCUCAGCAAGCUCUUUACCCUGCCACGCUACGUCUACGCCAUGGCGGUCGACGGGCUGCUCUUCCAGGUGUUUGCCCGUGUCCAUCCUCGCACGCGGGUCCCCGUGGUGGCCAUGCUGGUGUUUGGGUUCCUCAUGGCCACCCUGGCACUGCUGCUGGACCUCAAGGCACUGGUGCUGUUACUAUCCAUCACGUCACUGCUCUCCCACACCUUUGUCACCACCUGCGUCAUUGUGCUGCGCUUCCGGAAGGACAUUCCAACCAGGUCUCCAGGUCCGACCAGUCCUAGCCCCAGGACCGAGGUGCCAGCGCAGGCUGAGGACCCAAAGCCCAGGCAGUUGCGGCCAGCCCUGAGGCCCUACCUGGGCUUCCUGGACAGGUGGGGACAUGGAACGGCUGUGGCCUGGGCACUGGGCCUCCUGGUGGCCUCGGCCGUCACCCUGGGCUGUGUGCUGAACUUCGGGGACUCGGUCCUGCACCUGCCUCGCUGGGGCUACAUCCUGCUGCUUCUGUCCAGCGGGGUCGUCUUCCUGCUCAGUCUCGCCGUCCUGGGGGCCCACCAGCAGCAGCACCGGCAGGACAUUUUCCAGGUGCCCCUGGUGCCCCUGACGCCGGCUCUGAGCAUCCUGCUCAACAUCUGCCUCGUGCUACAGCUGAGCCUCCUGACCUGGCUGUGCUUCUGUAUCUGGCUGCUGAUUGGACUCACCCUGUAUUUCGGCUACGGCAUCCAGCACAGCAAGCUGAACCUGCAGGAGUCCUCGGGUAGAGACAGCCAGGUGGAGAUGGAACGGGAGAUGCAGCCACUCAGCCGGCCGCCUGCCCAGGAGCCUGGCCACAUGGAGCAACCCACCAGGCCAUGA
Molecule: messenger RNA, 1957 nt
Organism: Choloepus didactylus (southern two-toed sloth)
Lineage: Eukaryota; Metazoa; Chordata; Mammalia; Pilosa; Megalonychidae
Product: cationic amino acid transporter 4-like
Exons: 5
Coding region: 101-1957 (618 amino acids)
Biological process (GO): transmembrane transport; amino acid transport
Cellular component (GO): plasma membrane
Molecular function (GO): amino acid transmembrane transporter activity
Source: RefSeq, a predicted model, not a curated record